UCUCGCCAUCCCGCCCUGCCUAGACAGGGGGGUCAGCCAAUCAGUUUCGCAAGGUGGGCUAAGACUGUUGCUGCAGCCAAUAGUACGCGACAAUUUCAACCAGGCACGCCCACUACCAACGCUUUCCUUGCCUUAGGAAAUGGAAAUGUUUGCUUCGCGUAGGCUAUAGAGAGAGGGGAGUGCAGCUGCAGCUGAUUGUACAGCAUUUUAUCACUUGCUGUUUAAAGUAAUAGGUUGGGUUAAAAUGUUUUCUAAUUAUUUAUAAGUACAUGCAUUUUUUUGUUCGUUUAUUACCUGCAUUGAGUUCUGAAACUGAGUCCCUUUUUCUGAGUGGAGCGCGAAAGUCAGUGGAGCACCAGAAGUGCGGAUUAUAUAUGAAUUGAAAUUAUUCAUUAAAAAAAGACUACAUUAAAAUCAAACAGGAUUCCGCUACUCGAGUCUCAAGCUAACAGUCAGUGAAGAUGGACGUCAGCGUCUCCGUGUCGUUCUUUCAAGACGAGCUCGCCUCUACCAUCGAGCACGCAGUGAAAGCGGCUGUAGACACCGUCUUGUGCCAAAUCACAAAAGUUGUCGGCGGCAAAUUCACUGAAUUCCGAAUGGAAAUGGCUGGAAAGGAGAAAGAGAAUGAAAGUCUGAAGCUGAGAUUGGAAAUAUCAGAGAGCGAGUUGAAAGCAGUGCGGGAAUGCAUGAACGCUGCAGAUGCAGACAUUAAACAACCUCUCAGAAACAUGAACCCCGACUGCAAUGAACAAGACUUUCAGAGGAACGAGAACCAGGGGUUAUUUCAAGAUCCCAAAGAGAGCCAUGCUUUGCCUAAAUCUGAAGCACAGGAGGGGCCAAGGAUAGAAGCAGUUUACACCCUAGAGGAGUCAUUUGAUCAGGAGUGGUGUGCAAGUCUAAAGCAGGUUACAGAGCUGACAUGUGUUAAAGAUGAAGAGGUCCCUCGACUGGAAUGUGUUCCUAUUAAAGAGGAAUUCAUAGAACAGGAAUGUGUCCUCAUCGCAGAGGAAGUUCCUGCUGAAAAUAAUGUCUGUACACUUGAGGAGAACAACCAGCUGGGAUCCAGCCUGUGUGAUGGUUGGCCACCUGAAUGUGAACUGGGAUUUAGAGUUUCUACAGCAGGAAAACACGACUCCACUCCAUCACCCCACUGCAAAAACUUUUCCAGCGGCAAACUGCAGAGCAAGAAACACAGAGAGAUGACACCCCAAGAAGAACAUCUUAAAACAUUGAGAGUUAAAAUUCCUUCUGUACAAGCACUAUUUGUUCUGGAGAGUAUAGAGACUUCAAAUUCUGUGUGUGUGAACAAUUCUGAAACCCGGUGCAACUUGAAGACCUUGCCUUGUUCUACUCAAGGGGAGAAGAGUUCCCAUCAAUUAGGCUCUCCUAAAACUCACAAGGGAAAUCACACAGGAGGGACUCAGUUUCACUGUGCUGAUUGUGGGAAGAGAUUCAAUUGUUUAUCACUUUUGAAAACACACCAGCGUGUUCACACAGGAGAGAAACCUCAUCACUGCACUCAGUGUGGGAAGAGAUUCACACAGUUAGGACAUCUUCAGACACACCAACGAAUUCACACAGGAGAGAAACCAUACCACUGUAAUGACUGUGAGAAGAGUUUCAAUCAGUUACAAAAUUUAAAAACACACCAACGAAUUCACACAGGAGAGAAACCAUACCACUGUAAUGAAUGUGAGAAGAGUUUCAGUCAGUUACAAAGUCUCAAAAAACACCUACGAGUUCACACAGCAGGGAAAUGCUGAAUGUUGGGAAAAAUUUCAGCUGGUGGGACACCUUAAAAACCAGAACAUUUCAUUAAACCCUGGCACUGAAGAGAUUAAUGUGAAAAAAAAAAAUAUGUAUAGUGCACUUAAGUUAAAAAUCUGCCAGGACUUUUUUGUCUUUGUUUCAAUCUAGGGGAAGUUCUCGGGAAAAAAAAAAAUCCGACCUGUAUUUGAAAAAUAAAUCCUAAUCGAACAUUUAUUCCAUCUGCUGGUAAUAAAAGCCAUGCAUCUUCCACAGAGAAGGGUGAAUCUUAAAGAUAAAUACGGGUCACUGAAAGUUCACCAUUUCCUGUCUGCUGAACACAGUAACUAAUGCCUAUACUUGACACAACUGCUGAACCAAGGUGUAAAUGCUGGGCUUCUCUUUACAUCCCUUCAGGCUGGACCACAGAGCAACGACCAUCACAGGAUUGUUAAUCUUCUUCAUAAGAGUGCUUUAUUAUUUCAAAAGAGACUUUUGCACAUCCCUCGAAGUCAUAAAGGAAGGUAACUGUGAUUUUGUGCUGCAUAGCUUAGAAUUAGGAUGCUGUUUAUUAUUUAUUUCUUAGCAGACUAUAAUUGUCUGUUUAAAUGCUUGUAAUGAUAGUUGUGUUCUAAAUAUGUGUAGGUGAUAUUUGAUGUAGGUGUUUCUGAAUUAGGGGUGUUAAUUGAUUAAUCACACCUGUGGGCUUUGAUGGAUCAAUCUGGUCUACAUAAGUGCAGUAUCCAAAAAUGGGUUGCGAAAAUGAAAUUUUGAAAUCUGGUGAAGGGUACUUCUAAAGCCCUUGGCAAAACUGCAACUGGAAGGUAUCCUCAGUACUUCGCUAUCUCAGAAUGAAGGUAGUGCUUUUCUUUCAUGGCAGUACUACAAGUGUAUUGUAUCAUCUUAGCCACAAGUAAGUUGAUUUUCCAUUUUAUUCAACGUAUUUCUUUCAAAUGGUAUCAGACAAUUAACAGCUCUAUCGUACUGAUUUAACUACAGUGUAUAUCUACGGUCCAAAAAUGCAAUUAAUCAGUCAUGUAAACAAGAGUGAGUCAAGUGAACAAAUACAUCUUGACAUUCCAAACAAUCAGACCUACCUUCUCCUCCUUUUUUGCUUUUAAAAACACUAUACACCUUUUAAACCAUCCAUUUGCAGUUAUCCCUCCUUCCUCUUCCAAUGAAACAUUGAAAUUAAAGAGCCAGGUGUGAGCCUCUCAACCCAUGAACCAACACAAAAAUUGUUAGAUUCGGCCAUUCUAAUAUUAGAAUAUCUUAUGUGUUUAAGUACAAAUAUAUGUUCCCAACUGGGCAAGAACCUGAUCCUGCGAAAAUAAGAAAUGGAUUUUUACUUGCAAUACCUGCAUAUGUGGUGGACCAACUAAACCCCAGACUAACAACUUAAUUAAUACAUUUCCAUCACAUUAAUAUAUUAUAAUCAAGUGAAAAAUUGUGAAUGCAAUAUUUUAAAAUGUGGAGAUUGAAACAUACAGAAUGUUUUUACAGUAAUUUGGUUUGGAUUGCAAACUGGUAAGCUGUAUGUAUCCCAAGUUCUUACGCAUCCUGUAUUUUGGACCAUUUUAUUAAAAGGUUGAAAAAUUGUUUGACUUAAUAAAUGUGAAAAAUGUU
Molecule: messenger RNA, 3372 nt
Organism: Acipenser ruthenus (sterlet)
Lineage: Eukaryota; Metazoa; Chordata; Actinopteri; Acipenseriformes; Acipenseridae
Product: zinc finger protein 251-like
Exons: 3
Coding region: 462-1763 (433 amino acids)
Biological process (GO): regulation of transcription by RNA polymerase II
Molecular function (GO): RNA polymerase II cis-regulatory region sequence-specific DNA binding; DNA-binding transcription factor activity, RNA polymerase II-specific
Source: RefSeq, a predicted model, not a curated record